AUGGCUUCUUCGUCUACGGCCUCACCAUUCUGUACAUGGCUACUUGCUGCUUGCAUAUCUUCGCCAUAUGAGAAAGACCACCCUAUGAGGUCCUCUAUAUUUCAGUCUCCGAAGAGACUGAGUCAGUGGGCGAGAAGAAAGAAGCUCAUUUCGAAAUGCAGCUAUGUUGGUGGGGCAGAUUUUGCUAGCAAUUUGAGUUCCUCAUUCUCUGUAUCUGGCGUUCAUAACCUGAUGAGUUCUUUCCUGGCUGCUGAGCCCUGCUAUGAUUCUAAAGUGCUGUAUGAAUCUUUGGCUUUCUUUGGUUCGAAGAGGUCAAGGACUAGAAGGCAAAGGCAAAUGAAUGGUGCUGUUCACUCUGGCAUAACUAUGGCUGUGCCUGUGCAAAGAGCAGAACAAGGCACAACAAAGAAAAAACCUCUAACGAAACAAAGGCGGGUUGUUGUGACAGGAUUGGGUGUGGUAACCCCGCUUGGACAUGAUCCAGAUGUCUUCUACAAUAGUCUUCUUGAAGGUGUCAGUGGCAUAAGUGAGAUAGAGGCUUUUGACUGUGCUCGAUUUCCCACGAAAAUUGCUGGAGAAAUAAAGUCUUUCUCAACAGAUGGAUGGGUCUCGCCAAAGCUUUCUAAGAAGGCAGACAAAUUUAUGCUUUACUUGAUCAGUGCAGGAAAAAAAGCAUUGGCAGAUGGUGGGAUUACAGAAGAAGUUAUGGACAAUUUAGAUAAAAGCAGAUGCGGGGUCAUAAUUGGCUCUGCACUGGGAGGAAUGAAAGUUUUUAAUGAUGCAAUAGAAGCAUUGAGGAUUUCGUACAAGAAGAUGAACCCCUUCUGUAUACCUUUUGCAACAACUAACAUGGGUUCAGCUAUACUAGCAAUGGAUUUGGGUUGGAUGGGCCCUAACUACUCAAUAUCUACAGCUUGUGCCACCAGCAACUUUUGUAUACUGAAUGCUGCAUAUCAUAUUAUGAGAGGUGAAACUGACAUGAUGCUUUGUGGUGGAUCUGAAGCAGCAAUUAUCCCCAUAGGCUUGGGAGGUUUUUCGGCAUGCAAGGUUCUGUCACAAAGGAAUAGUGAACCAACUAAAGCUUCAUGCCCUUGGGAUAUUAAUCGUGAUGGUUUUGUUAUUGGAGAAGGAGCUGGGGUUUUGCUCUUGGAAGAGCUAGAACAUGCUAAGAGAAGAGGUGCAAAUAUAUAUGCUGAGUUUCUAGGUGGAAGCUUCACUUGUGAUGCAUAUCACAUGACUGAGCCUCAUCCUGAUGGAACAGGUGUUGCUCUUUGCAUAGAGAAAGCCUUGGAUCAAUCUGGGGUCUGCAGAGAAGAUGUGAAUUACAUAAACGCCUAUGCUGCAUCAACACCAACAGGUGAUCUGAAAGAAUAUCGAGCUAUAAUCCGCUGUUUUCGAAAGAAUCCAGAGCUAAGAGUGAACUCCACAAAAUCCAUGAUUGGUCACCUUCUAGGAGCCUCAGGUGCUGUGGAAGCUGUUGCAACAAUCAAGGCUAUACAGACAGGAUGCAUCCAUCCAAACAUCAAUCUUGAGAACCCAGAUGGAAGUGUGGACAUGAAUGUGCUUGUUGGCCCCAAGAAGGAAAAGUUGGACAUAAAAGUUGCAUUGUCUAACGCAUUCGGAUUUGGUGGACACAACUCUUCUAUCUUAUUUGCACCCUACAAAUGA
Molecule: messenger RNA, 1668 nt
Organism: Prunus mume (Japanese apricot)
Lineage: Eukaryota; Viridiplantae; Streptophyta; Magnoliopsida; Rosales; Rosaceae
Product: 3-oxoacyl-[acyl-carrier-protein] synthase II, chloroplastic-like
Biological process (GO): fatty acid biosynthetic process
Cellular component (GO): mitochondrion; chloroplast stroma
Molecular function (GO): 3-oxoacyl-[acyl-carrier-protein] synthase activity
Source: RefSeq, a predicted model, not a curated record